AUGACCAUAGAUAAUGUAACAUUUUUAGAUAGUUUAAAUUAUUUACAAAUGCCUUUAAGGGCUCUGCCUAAGGCAUUUGGUUUUGACAACAAAAUAACUAAAGGCUUCUUUCCACAUUUAUUUAACACGCCUGAAAACAUCAAUUAUGAGGGACCUCUCCCUGAUAUGAAAUAUUAUUCUCCUGAUGCAAUGCCUAAUAAAGAACGUGAGUCUUUCAUAUCCUGGUAUAAUGAACAGAAACAAGCUAACUAUAUUUUUAAUUUUCAAAAAGAAUUUAUUCACUAUUGUCGUGCUGAUGUUAUAGUGUUAAGGCGAGCUUGCAUAGCUUUCAAAGAUAUGAUACUUAAAUGUGGUAACGUUUGUCCUUUUUCUGAAUGUUGUACAUUAGCAUCGACAUGCUCAAGAAUUUUUCGAAACAAAUUUUUAAAAGCUGAUACAAUUGGUAUCUUACCGCCGCGCGGUGAAUAUCGGUGGUCAUCCAAUCAAUCAUCAACUGCGAUUUCGUGGUUAAUAUUCCAGGAGGAAAAAUGCGGUCACAUUAUAGAUUACACUCCACGACGUAAAAAGAUCUGGUUACCUUGUGGUACAUUAGUCGACGGUUAUUAUCACAAUCCAGAAACUCAAGAAAAAAUUGUAUUUCAAUUCCAUGGUUGUUAUUGGCAUGGCUGUACAAUGUGUUAUCGCGUAAGCAGAUAUCAACAACUUCGUACAAGUGAAACAUUUGAUCAACGUUUAGAAUUAACACGGGCCGCUUCAAACAGAAUACGUUCAACAAGGUAUACUCUUAUUAAGAAAUGGGACUGUAACUUCCGAAAGUUUUUAAAAAAUAAUCCUAGUUUGGAAAUAUCUAUUAAUUCUUACCCCCUAUUACAAAAUACACCUCUUAAACUGCGUGAUGCUUUCUUUGGUCGGCGUAGAGAAAACUUUGUAAUAUUACGUAAUGCUAAUGGAUCCGAAAAAAUUAAAUAUGUUGAUGUAUGUUUACUCUACCCUUACGUAUGCAAAACAGGUAGAUUUCCUGUUGGACACCCUACAAUUCACGUCGGCACUGAAUGUGAUGGAAUUCUUAAAAAUAGAAAGUAUAAAAAAAUAUAA
Chelonus insularis is the source of this 1095-nucleotide messenger RNA. RefSeq lists its product as uncharacterized. The record is from RefSeq and is a predicted model, not a curated record. Bases 1 to 1095 code for a protein of 364 amino acids. The transcript has a single exon. Gene Ontology annotation, biological process: DNA replication. Gene Ontology annotation, molecular function: nucleotide binding; DNA binding; DNA-directed DNA polymerase activity. NCBI's taxonomy places the organism in Eukaryota, Metazoa, Arthropoda, Insecta, Hymenoptera, Braconidae.